Messenger RNA from Colletotrichum gloeosporioides, 2073 nucleotides. RefSeq lists its product as uncharacterized. Gene Ontology annotation, biological process: monoatomic ion transport; transmembrane transport. NCBI's taxonomy places the organism in Eukaryota, Fungi, Ascomycota, Sordariomycetes, Glomerellales, Glomerellaceae. The record is from RefSeq and is a predicted model, not a curated record. Gene Ontology annotation, molecular function: monoatomic ion channel activity. The transcript has 4 exons. Bases 1 to 2073 code for a protein of 690 amino acids. Gene Ontology annotation, cellular component: membrane.
AUGCCCAUUCGCGUCAAGAAGAAGCCAAUGCCGCAGGAGCGGGACCUGAGCCCCGUGUCCAUGCGCGUCGACACGGUCUACGAGCUGCCCGACAUUGAAACCACCGAUAGCUUUCGAGAGGUGGUCAAGAAGAUCUCGGUUUACAUUACCGAUGUCAUUGUUCUGCCGAGCACCUUUGAGCAGCUGAGGACCACCACCGCCGGUGAGUGCUUGAGGAUCUUGGUUGAUCAUCUCAAUGCCACCUGCACCAACCCCGCCAUUGUCAACGCCUUGCUCGCCCUGAAAUGGCACUAUGCGGCCGACGAGGCCGAGUCCAACAAGGGUCUCUGCGAAGCCCGCGCCAACGCCUGCGAGAUUGUCGCUUGGCGUUUCCUCACCCGCCUAUCGGAGCGGGAGGCCGUCGACUACUGCCUUUAUGAGAUUCCCGACCCGAAGCAGGCAGAGACGCCGCCGCCCAAUGUCGACCUGGAGAGCAACGAGAACUCGCCCCUGCUCUCUGGCGGUAGCUGGUCUGGCUCUAACAGCAGACGCGCCUCGGUCCGCCCUGGAAGCAGUGCCAAGCGCUAUCAGCUGCUGUCCUCCUUGUCCAGGCUCACCAUGAGCAUGCACGCUGAUGAAGAUGGCCAGGAAGAUGAUGACCCGACCGGCCCCUUCACCAACCUGAACGCUCUUGAGAUUGCGGCUGUCGCUGAUGCCAAGCGCUUCCUCAGCCAGCACGUUGUGCAGAAGAUCGUCACUGGCAUCUGGAACGGAGACAUCAUCUUCUGGGACAGUCUUUCCGUCCAUGCCGAGAAGAAGCCCCGUUUCUACAACGCCCACACCACCGACAUCUUCUCCCGUUUGAGGGUCCCCAAGUACCUCAAGGCCUGGGAGGCCUUCUUCUUCCUCAUCUUCCUGAUUCUCUACUACUCUGUGCUCGUCCAGCAAAACACUGAGCGCAUCACUCACAACGAAAUCGUCCUGUACCUCUGGCUGGCUGCCUUCCUCUACGAUGAGCUGAGCGAGUGGGCGGAUGCUGGCACAAUCUUCUACGCAACCGACAUCUGGAACAUGUUUGACAUGAUCAUGAUUGGCAUUGGUAUCGCCUUUGCUGUUCUGAGGGUUAUUGGCAUCACCAACCAGGACAGGGAAAUCACCGACCUCGCUUUUGACGUCUUUGCUCUUGAGGCCCUAUUCAUGGUCCCGCGUGUCUUCUCCCUGCUCAGCUUGUCACCCUACUGGGGUACUCUGAUCCCAUGCCUGAAGGAGAUGAGCAAGGACUUCAUCAAGUUCAUGGUCCUCGUCGUCAUCAUCUACCUCGGCUUCUUGACGACCUUCUCCCUCAUCGGCCAGGACGCCUACAACUUCUCACAUAUGACGAUGAUCUUGACAAAGAUCUUCUUCGGCUCUUCCUACGUCGGUAUCGAGAUUAUGGAGGACAUCAACCCCAUCUUCGGCCCGACUCUCAUGAUCAUCUUCAUCAUCCUCAGUACCUUCCUGCUGAUGGGUUCCCUGACUGGUAUGCUGUCCAACAGCUUCUCCCGUGUCAUCACCCAUGCCAAGGAGGAGUACCUCUACGUGUACAGCGUGUACGUGCUUGAGGCCUCGACUAGCAACCGGCUCACGCACUUCUACCCGCCGUUCAAUCUCAUCGCUCUCGUCAUCUUCCGCCCUCUGCGCCUCUUCCUCCCCUCCGACGACAAGUUCCGCCAGGGCCGCAUCCUCCUGCUCAAGGCCACUCAUCUGCCCAUCGUUGGUGUCAUCCAACUCUACGAGAGCGUCCGCCGCCGCGUCCUCCCUGACGAGUAUGCCGGUUUCAAGGGACCUCGUGCCGCGACGGGUCUUCUGAAGCCCAACGCCCGGAACGCCCUGCAGGCCAACCGCCCGUCUUCGGGCUACCGACCUGGCCGUUCUCCAUACCGCCGCAACGGGAGUCAUUCGAGGCCGACUACCCGUGCCGCCGACAUCGAUGAGGCCGAUGCCCCAUCUGCCGUCGAGGUCCGCAUCACGGAGCUCAAUGAGAAGAUUGACAAGCUCACUGCUCUCAUCGAGGCGAUGCAGCAGCAAAGCUCUGGAAGCUCCUCUCCCCCUUGA